Molecule: messenger RNA, 992 nt
Organism: Chiloscyllium plagiosum (whitespotted bambooshark)
Lineage: Eukaryota; Metazoa; Chordata; Chondrichthyes; Orectolobiformes; Hemiscylliidae
Product: pleckstrin homology-like domain family A member 3
Biological process (GO): positive regulation of apoptotic process
Molecular function (GO): phosphatidylinositol phosphate binding
Source: RefSeq, a predicted model, not a curated record
GUGAGGGAGGGAGGGCGAAGAGACAGGGAGAGGGAGGGAAAUGAACUAGAACCGUCCAUCAUCACUGGGUCUUCGCAGGUUUAAAAUCCCCAGGCAAAAGGGAGAGAGAGUCCAGGUCAAACAGCAUGCCCGAGAUGAACAGUCAAACGGUCCUGAAGGAAGGGCUGUUGGAGAAAAGGAGUGACGGCUUGCUGCAGUUAUGGAAGAGGAAAAGCUGCGUGCUCACUGACGAGGGGCUGUGCAUCUACGAGCCGAAGGCGAGCCGCUCCAAAUGCAAAGUGCUGCCGUUCGACAACAUGAAGACGGUGGACUGCGUGGAGAGAAAAGGCCGGUACGUCUACUUCACCAUCGUGAUGGCCGACAGCAGGGAGAUCGACUUCAGGUGCCUGGAGGACACGACGUGGAACGCGGAGAUCACCCUGGGCAUGGUGCAGUUUAAGAACCGCCAGGCCAUCCAGUCGGUGAAAUCCAGGCAGCUGGCUCACAUCUGCACGCCUCCUCCAGCCAUCAGCACCAUGUCCUGAUCCAAAGAGCCCCGAGCUAUCAUUGAUAUGCAAAAGUGAUGAACAAAUCUUGACCUACAACCAAACAACGCUGAACGGGACAGGAUUGAUUUUGUGUCUGCAUCCAUCACAAGACUACACCUCAGUUCAACCAAAUGACAAUCAUGACUCAAAAUGGAUGUAUCUUCACGAGAAGGACUGUAUUAUAAUAAUCUAGAGAACAGAUUCAUUAUUCACAAUACGCUUCUCAGUCUUAAUUUUUUUUAUUCUUAUUUAUUAAAUGACCAAUACUCACUGUAGCGAUGACUUCAUGCAAGUCACACAUAAUGCAUUGUAAAUUACUGAUGCCAACUUUAUUUAUUGAGAUAUACUGUCUUUUCAAUGCUUGACACUGUGGCUUUUUCUCUGCCAAACGGUAAAUCUUGCAAUCUGUAUGAAGAUUGUUUUUUUUGUCUGUUAACAUGUAAAUAAAAAUAAUGACAAACGUGA